Messenger RNA from Caenorhabditis remanei, 726 nucleotides. RefSeq lists its product as uncharacterized. The record is from RefSeq and is a predicted model, not a curated record. Bases 1 to 726 code for a protein of 241 amino acids. Gene Ontology annotation, cellular component: cytosol. The transcript is spliced from 2 exons. Gene Ontology annotation, molecular function: zinc ion binding; S-(hydroxymethyl)glutathione dehydrogenase [NAD(P)+] activity. Lineage: Eukaryota; Metazoa; Nematoda; Chromadorea; Rhabditida; Rhabditidae. Gene Ontology annotation, biological process: formaldehyde catabolic process.
AUGGGUUGCUCCACCUUCUCUGAAUAUACUGUAGUUGCUGAUAUCUCACUCUGUAAAGUGAAUCCAGAGGCUCCAUUGGAGAAAGUCUCUCUUCUUGGAUGUGGAAUUUCGACAGGAUACGGAGCAGUUUUGAAUACUUGUAAGGUCGAAGAGGGAAGUACUGUAGCUGUUUGGGGUCUUGGAGCUGUUGGAUUGGCUGUGAUUAUGGGCGCAAAGGCUGCUGGUGCCAAAAGAAUCAUUGGAAUCGAUUUGAUUGAAUCGAAGUUUGAAUCGGCAAAAUUCUUCGGAGCCACUGAGUGUAUCAAUCCAAAAAAUGUUCAGUUGGCCGAAGGAAAGAGCUUCCAAGCAUGGCUUGUUGAUAACUUCGAUGGAGGAUUCGACUACACUUUUGAGUGUAUUGGAAAUGUUCAUACUAUGCGUCAAGCUCUUGAAGCUGCCCACAAAGGAUGGGGAGUCUCGUGCAUCAUUGGAGUCGCAGGUGCCGGACAAGAAAUUUCCACUCGUCCAUUCCAGCUUGUCACUGGCCGCACAUGGAAGGGAACUGCUUUCGGUGGCUGGAAAUCAGUCGACAGUGUUCCAAAGCUUGUCGAAGAUUACUUGAACAAGAAGCUUCUUAUCGAUGAAUUUAUCACUCAUCGGUAUCAUAUUGAUGAGAUCAACACUGCAUUCGACGUCCUUCACAAAGGAGAAAGCUUGAGAUCCGUAUUGGCUUUUGAGAAGAAAUAA